This is a messenger RNA of Hermetia illucens (black soldier fly), 7464 nucleotides long. RefSeq names its product E3 ubiquitin-protein ligase CBL-B-B (gene Cbl). Gene Ontology annotation, molecular function: SH3 domain binding; receptor tyrosine kinase binding; ubiquitin protein ligase activity. The transcript is spliced from 7 exons. Gene Ontology annotation, cellular component: membrane raft; plasma membrane. The record is from RefSeq and is a predicted model, not a curated record. Lineage: Eukaryota; Metazoa; Arthropoda; Insecta; Diptera; Stratiomyidae. Gene Ontology annotation, biological process: cell surface receptor signaling pathway; negative regulation of epidermal growth factor-activated receptor activity. The coding region runs from base 477 to 3347 and encodes 956 amino acids.
CGUAGAGCAGGACGGACGUCGGUACGCAGAGCUUGUCGCAAAGUUUUCAAUUGGAUUUUCUGAUCUCGCCGCGCGGGCCCAAUCCGUUUCCGGAACCGAGUGUUGAUUGGAAGCCGUGUCCGAUCAUGAAGCAGAGCCGCAUCCGAGCGCGCGAGGUGAUCCCUUAAUCAGAUUUUCGCGGAGGAAGUUCUAGCGUCGCAGCGGCCAGGCCGUGGAGGAGGCGACGAGGGCUGCGAUUUUACUCGUCCUUUUCCCGUAUCCCGUAUCACGACGAGAUAGACGUGGGGGUGUGUGUGAGUUGGCUGGCGGAGUGUUGUCACGCGUAAAAGUGACAUUUGGGUGCGACUGUGUACUGUACGGCGAGCGAUUGUGCAGUUGUGUUGGCCGGCGGCGGCCGUGUGUUUGGUGCAUUCGAUUUUUGAUGAGGCCUGAGUGAGAGAGUGUUAGUGAGUGUUUUUUAUUUUCUUUCGGGUAAGAUGGCGGCAAACCGAACUCGCACACAACAAUCCAAGACGAGCAACUCGAUUCUGUCAAAACUGCAAGGGGCCUUGAUCGAUGCGUGCACGCCACAGAAAAUGUCCACCGACAAGAAAACGCUCGAGAAGACGUGGAAGCUGAUGGACAAGGUGGUGAAGCUGUGCCAGCAGCCCAAGAUGAACCUCAAGAACAGUCCACCAUUCAUCCUGGACAUCCUGCCCGACACGUACCAGCGGCUCAGGCUCAUCUACUCCAAGUACGAGGACCAGAUGGGCGCCCUGCACGCCAACGAGCACUUCAAUGUUUUCAUCAACAAUUUGAUUCGCAAAUGUAAACAGGCCAUCAAGCUCUUCAAGGAGGGCAAGGAGCGGAUGUUCGACGAGAACUCGCACUAUCGCCGCAAUUUGACUAAGCUCAGCCUGGUGUUCUCGCACAUGCUGAGCGAGCUGAAGGCGAUAUUCCCGAACGGCGUGUUCGCAGGCGACCAGUUUCGCAUUACCAAGGCGGACGCCGCUGACUUCUGGAAGUCCAACUUUGGAAAUAGCACACUAGUCCCAUGGAAAGUAUUUAGACACGAAUUAAACAAAGUUCAUCCUAUAUCAUCCGGUCUGGAAGCGAUGGCAUUAAAGACAACAAUAGAUUUAACGUGCAAUGAUUAUAUAUCGAAUUUUGAAUUCGAUGUUUUCACAAGGCUGUUUCAACCGUGGUCAACACUAUUGAAAAAUUGGCAAGUUCUAGCUGUAACACAUCCAGGCUACGUAGCAUUUUUAACAUAUGACGAAGUUAAAGCGAGACUUCAACGAUACAUUCAAAAAUCGGGUAGUUAUGUAUUUAGGCUUUCAUGUACUAGACUAGGACAGUGGGCGAUCGGAUACGUUACGGCUGAUGGAGAGAUACUGCAGACUAUUCCACAGAACAAAUCAUUAUGUCAAGCUUUAUUGGAUGGUCACAGGGAGGGUUUCUAUUUGUAUCCCGACGGGCAACCAUACAACCCAGACUUAUCGAAGGCAGUACAAAGUCCUACGGAAGAUCAUAUUACCGUCACACAGGAACAAUAUGAACUCUAUUGUGAAAUGGGGAGUACGUUCCAGCUAUGUAAAAUAUGUGCCGAAAACGAUAAAGAUAUUAGAAUUGAACCCUGCGGCCAUUUACUGUGUACACCUUGUUUAACAGCGUGGCAAGUAGACUCGGAUGGACAGGGAUGUCCGUUCUGCCGAGCGGAAAUUAAAGGGACUGAACAAAUAGUCGUGGACGCCUUUGACCCAAAGAAGCAACAUAAUCGCAAUUCAACAAAUGGACGACAGCAAAAUGUGGAUGACGACGAUACUGAGGACCUCGGCGAUUUCAACAUAGCAACAUCAUCGUUACACGCCUUAAGCAGCAGUAUGGCUGCUUCUCGAACUGAUAAGCCUAGUCCACACUCUUCACCACGUCCUUCACGCCGAUGUACCACGCCAAAUAUAGCAGCCGUGCAAAAUGACCUCUACUCAGUGAAUCAAAAUACGAUGCAGUCGACGAUACCAUCAAUAGCUGCAGCUUCAUCUGGACAUUCUCAACAAAUUCAACAGGCGGCGCUUCCCAAUCACCUAGUUCAACCGAUACACCCAACUGCGCCACCUCUUAGCCCAGCAACUUCAAAUCUGAGUUCUAGCUCGGCAAAAGCGGGAGCUUCGAAGGCGUCUAAUCUGAAUAGGAUGAGUGCCCCGAUGAUGGGUGCUGUUACGUCCAGCAGUUCUGGGCAAGUUGGGAAUAAAGUUCUUAAUAAAGCGUUGUCCGCUGAAAGCAACGAUGCUAUUAAUCAUCACUGUACCGACUUGCUAACGGGCCCGCCUAUAGCGUCCACAGUCGCGAUUGCACCACCAUUGCCACCAAGAAAGACUUCUCCAGGUGUAGAGAGUUCUGUGAAUCGUUCCCUGAAACCACAAAAUAAUGUUUCGGCAGCAUCGAGUCUCUCCGACCUAUCCGAAAACUCAACGUGCCAAACAGUUAAUCAAUGCCGUAGUACUGAAAAUAUCGCGACAACUUAUGAAUUAGAUGUUCCAAGAACGACAGCUCCUCCAAUACCACGUCACCAGCAAGCUCGCAAUAUUGAUACGAUCGCUAACGAACUUCGAAAUCAACGAAUUGCCGUUAUCGAGGACGAUGUAGAUAAAGUCAUUGUCGGUCCGGCAGAAACGAUAACUGGAAUCAUCGAUACAAGACCACUAGAGGCCCGAAAACCGAUAAUCAUUUCCGUGGUAAAUAGCAACGAAAAGGAGACCACAUCCGUGAACAACUCAAACAACUUAUAUCAUUUGAAAACGGCAUCAACGCCCAACAACAAUCUAAAUCACCAUGUUCGUCAUCAAUCGUACCCGAACACAUCAACUGUGCACCAACAGCAACAGCAGCCCGCGCAGCAAACUCAACUUCAUAAUCAGCAAUGCAACACUACCUCCUCGGCAAAAUCGAUAGGAACGCCGCAUCCAGCAAGUGAUAAUCAGCAUCCAACUCCUGCAUUAACCCCUCGUUCCAAUACGCCCAACCCCCAGCAUCACAGCAAUCAACACCAUCACCACCAGCCACAACAAGUUCACCAAAGCAGUCACCACUCUCAUCAUCAACAUCGUUCACAGCAACCACCCUCUCAACAACAGCAAUCGCAACCCCAGCAGCAAUCACGCCAACAACCCUUACUCUACGAAAACCUGACAAUCAACACAAAAGACUGCAAUGUGCCCUACGAGAAUAUCAACCUGGAAUACAUUGCGCGCCUGAUGAACGAGGGCUACUCAAAGGAGAACGCCAUCACCGCGCUGGGCAUUUCACGGAACAAUAUCGAGAUGGCCUGCGACAUCCUCCAUGAGUUUGUGUCGAAGAGCAGCGUCUAACUCGCUAGCCCAGCUGCAAAUUCAGAUCAUGAAUUGAUGCGGUCACACAAACCAUGAAUUAGUCCUGACAAUUUGCUUAAAUGACGAUGUUUUUAGAGUUCUAGUUUAAUAAUGUUGACCAGCUUGAGACUGAUUCAAAAAAACUGACCCUGGCGCUACUCAGCACGAGUCAUUUCUUCCUUACAUUGCUUGGGAAUCAUGGUUGAGAGUUGUUACAGAUACUUUUAGUUGGAUUUAUCCGCAUCAAUCUGUAGAUAUUCAGGACCUUGUUAGAGGCAUCUCACAGAGGCCAAUAUCCUGGCACAAUUUCUUCCCUUCAGUUUUAGGUGGAAUUGAGAGAAUUUUUUAAACUUUUCAGCAAUUAGAUGUAAACAGUCGCUAACGUUAAGAUUCUACUUUUACUUUACUAUCUAGAUAUUGUAUUUAUUGUGAACUAGGAAACUUCGAUUGAGCAUGUCAUGGUCAUGUACAAAGAAGUGAAUGAAUAACUUGAAUGAAAACCUGGCCAAAACGUUUUGUUUUUCCUCCACUGUCUUAUUUUCUAAGAAAUAUUUAUGAACCGCAAUAGUCUGUUAUGAGUAUGAUAAGAAAAAGGGCAACAGGUUACUUAUGAUUUUGAAAAUUAGAGACCUUUUUGUACACAUCAUUGAUACGCUAAGUCGGUCUUUUUGUUAAGUUCAGCAACCCAAAAGCUGUAUCUAGUUCGGGGCAAUUUACACAAGUAAAAUGCAAUACGAUGUUAGACAAUUAAGUAAUGAGACUGAUUCCAUAAAAAUCGUAUAUUUAAAAAUUAUUCAACAACUCUGCCAUCCCCUUCAAAGUAGUCCUCUUGGGCAGCUAUACAGCGAUUCCAGCGCGUUUUCCACUCUUCGUAACAUUUCUGGAACGCUUCGACUAGGAUGCCCGCGAGUUCCUUCGUAAGAGCCGCUAGAAGUCCGCAAUUGACUCAAAAUGGGUUCCUUUGACCACCGAUUUUGUUCUAGGGAACUAAAAAAGUCAGUGUGACAUAUUAUCAAGCAGCGUGGGAUCGUUUUCCACUUGUUCUAAACAGUCUUCUGCGACGGUCAUUCGAUGCUGCUUUUGCUUCUCAGAAAGGUUCUUUGGAACCAUCUUGGCGCACAACUUUUUCAUCCCGAAAUCGUCUGUUAAAAUUCGUCUAACUAUUUUGCGGUUCAUACCCAGUUCCGAGGCCAAUAUUCGAACUACUAAACGUUGAUCUUCACCGAUUAGGGCGCGCACAUGCUGCGCAUUCGCGUCAGUCCGCACCUCGACUGUUCUCCCGCUCCACGCCUCGUCUUCUACGCUUUCACGCCCCUCCUUAAACUCUUUAUGCCAGCGAAACAUCUGGGCACGACUAAGAGCUUUAUCACCAUGCGAUUUUACAAUUUUAGCGUACAUUUCCGAAGCUGUUUCGCCCAAUCUGGCGCAAAAUUUUAUCACGACGCGUUGCUCGUUUCUCCAUUUUCGUGACGAGCACCACCAACACACGUCUACUAAACACGACCCAACAGGCAAACUAAACUGCCGGGGAAGGGGGAGGGAAUUUGAAGUUUGCCGGUUUACCACAAGCUCGCCAAUAAAAUCGGUCUCAUUACUUAAUUGGCUAACCUCGUACAAGUAUCAGCUUUCUCUCAAUUUAAAACGAACGUUCUAUUGUAAGGCAAUAUGCAAGACUUGCCCUUUUCGCCAAAUGACUCCCCUCAAACCCAAUGCCAACUGGCUACUAGGUGAGAAGCCAGCUUACACCAGUCUCUGCAGAAAUUAAAUAAAAAAAUCACAUCACUUAGCCGUGAGACAGUGGAUUUUUUUGGAGAAUAUUGAAAACUGUCUUGGAGGGUAAGAAAUUCACACGAAAUGGAUAACUUUUGCCUACUGUACAUAUGUUUGCCAUGAACCCUUAUGUGGGGCGUAGAAUAUCAACUACACCGUCGAGCGAUUGCUGUUGGUUCCUGACAAUGCGCUUCAGCUCCUCUGCAACUUUUCGGGAAAUUUGUACUCUUCCUUCACUGCUCUGUGUCUCUUAAUUCUAAGCUGGCUCACUUGUUGGCCAUCCUGGGCUAGUGAGUUCGUUAUAUUGUAUGACAUAAUCCGUAACGAAAUUGACUCUUUUUUUCUUAAUGCGUGGCCUGUCAACCGUCGUCUUUCCUUCCUGAUCAACAUGUCCACGGGUACCUGGGCCGUACCCCGAUGAAGUUUUUCAUCAGUUAUUGCCUUAGAUUAGAAAACCCCGAUAACACAACACAAAUUAAAACCUAUAGUUCUGAGUAACAGUGCUGGUCACUUUUCUAAUACUACUCCCACAUAGCAAAUAAGAAAAUCACUGGCAUGAAACAGCUUCAACUUAAUAUUGGUGUUGAGAUAGCUACAUUUUCAGAUUCCAAGCAUCCGGCGACAUCAAUUUCGGUACCGUCACAGGCAGAAACAAUGUUUCCUGAGAAUACAAACUGUUCAACAUCCUCGUAUUUUGACCAUGGUAGGUAGGUAGGUAUCAGUGGCCGCUUCGAGGAGCCCAAUUAGCGCUUUGGUGCGCCAUUUUGAUGCCACAAACUCCUAAGAUCGUAACUGUUGUUAUGGAGACAGGAAGGCAGAGUCCAGCCGGCUCGGAUCUUCAGAGCCAACCCGUAGUAUUCUCGAAGGAAAGCAGCUCUCCAACCCUGCAGCUAGAAAUCUCUCUGAGGUCCUCAAAGGAUGGUUUACCCAGUGUCCGUAGCCUGACUCUAGCCAGAGCUGGGCAAUCGCAGAGAAAGUGUAUGAUGGUUUCCCUUCCUUCUCCGCAGCUUCGGCAACGCGCGCUGUAGGGGGCCCUAGGUGAAAGAGGCAAGUAUUUAUGAUGCAUAAUUGCCUCUUUCAUUCAUCAUUCACCGCAUUCACCACGUUUGGCAUGGAUUUCAGCAAUGUAGCCGUUUCGCACCAUGACCCUGUGCACUUGUGGUCAGAUACCGACAACUUAUUUUCAAGUUCUCUAUCAGACAUGCAGACAUUGACCGAACAAUAUUUCCGAAUGCAUUGUUGCCAUAAACCUCUGGGGCCAUAGGGCGCAAGCACUCACACACGUCAUGGCUGGCGAUUCCUGGCAAUGUGCUUCAACUCUUCCUAUAAUUUUCCAAGGAGCUUGCACGAUUCCUCAAUGUUCAUCGCUAAGUAAUUCCAAAGACCCACUCAUCGGCCACCUUGAAAUAGUGGAUUCUUUUGCAUGGCAAACCCUCAAUGGAGUUUUCAAUCUUUCUCAAUUUAUGACCAAUCCACUGCCACUUUCUCUUCCUAAUCUACACAUCCUUGAGUAUCUGACCGGUAAGCCGACAAAUUUAUCGAUUUGUUAUCAUCUCAGGUCGGAAUACCCUGAUGACACGACACAGAGAUGAAUUGACGAAAUCUUGGAGCUUUCGAAUAACCGCCACUGGUCAGUUUUCAUGUACUAUUCCCAUUCAGUAGCAUAGAAUGGGCGGAGCAGCUUCAAUUGAUGUUGAUCUUUAGAUAGUUGAAUUUCAGCAAUCACUGUUUUUCAAGGAGAUGCCACGCCCUCCACGACAUUUGAAUCAAAAAUAAACAAGGCAAAGCUUGAAAUCGUCAUUCAGUUUCUCUUUUGCAAAGAGAUCCAAUACAAAAGCAGACCUUAUCCAAAAAGUAACCAUUCCAAAACUAUCAAUAAUGUUGCCUUUAUGAAACCCAAGCCCACUCAAUUCUAUUCCGGUGACUUGGCUGGCAGACAGAAUAGGCUAAAUAAGCCCACAUCCACUUGAUCUUAGACCGGACCAAAUGAAGAGCAACGUACUCUCACGUUUUUUGGUCCAUGGACCCCCUCGUGUUGGAUAUAGCACCCAAACAUUCAAAGAUAGAGACUAACGAUCUCGUCCAGGGCAGAGGCUCUGCCUCACCUCUGCCCUGGGAGCAUGGAUAUAAUUCGCUCCCUCGUCAUGUUUUUACCAAUCUGUAAAGGACUCCUGGAGAAAGUGAUUCGCGAUGCCGAUAUAAAUACGAAAGACACUAUCCUCUUCAAUUCCACCCAACGACUGGCCUACGCUGACGAUAUUGACAUCAUGGGACACAGGAUCAAAGCUCUUACUGUACAAGACUAUGAUCUUGCCAGUCCUCAUGUAUUCCUCGGAAACUUGGGUUC